Rhea pennata is the source of this 1317-nucleotide messenger RNA. It is a transcript of the gene ADPRM, whose product is annotated as ADP-ribose/CDP-alcohol diphosphatase, manganese dependent. Lineage: Eukaryota; Metazoa; Chordata; Aves; Rheiformes; Rheidae. The transcript has 3 exons. Gene Ontology annotation, molecular function: 2',3'-cyclic-nucleotide 2'-phosphodiesterase activity; CDP-glycerol diphosphatase activity; ADP-ribose diphosphatase activity. The record is from RefSeq and is a predicted model, not a curated record. The annotation marks the transcript as partial.
CCGGGCGCCGCCAUUUCCUUCCGGGCCGGGCCCGCCCCUCUGCCCGGGGCUGCGGCUGCGGCGGCCGCUAUGGAAAAGGCGGCGCCGGCGCCGCUCUUCUCCUUCGGCGUUAUCGCAGACAUCCAGUACGCCGACGCGGAGGACGGCUACGACUUCUGGGGGAGCCGGCGGCGCUACUACCGGCACAGCCUCUGCCUGCUGCAGGCCGCCGUGGAGGCGUGGGCUGCCGAGCAGCCGCCGCCCGCCUUCGUGCUGCAGUUAGGUGACACCAUCGACGGCAUCAACGCGCGGCGCGGCGCGGCGGAGAGCGCGCUGGAGCGGGUGCUGGCGGUGCUGCGGCGGCUCCCGGCGCCCGCCCACCACGCCUGGGGCAACCACGAGCUGUACAACUUCAGCCGCGACCGCCUGGCCCGCAGCGGCCUCAACAGCCGGCCCGCGGCGGCCGCCGGCCCCGCCGGGGACUGCCAGGCCUACCACUUCAGCCCGGCGCCGCGCUUCCGCUUCGUGGUGCUCGACGCCUACGACCUGAGCGUCCUGGGCAGGGAUGCAGCUGCGCCCCGGUACCAGGAGGCCCUCCGGCUGCUGAAGGAGAAGAACCCCAAUGAGAACCUCAACAGCCCUGCAGGACUCAAAGAACCACGCUUCGUGGAGUUUAACGGGGGAUUUAGCCAAGCCCAGCUGGACUGGUUCAACGAAAUCCUUAAGUGCUCUGAUGAAAACCAAGAAAAAGUUGUAGUUAUGGGUCAUCUGCCCAUUCAUCCAGAUUCUUCAGACAGAGUUUGCCUAGCCUGGAAUUAUGAAGAUGCCCUUUCUGUCAUACAUGCUCAUCGGUGUGUGGUGUGCUUCCUUGCAGGGCACCUGCACGACGGAGGCUAUUGUUUAGACUCUCAUGGAGUUCAUCAUCUGACUUUGGAGGGGGUUAUUGAAACUCCACCAGAAAGCAAUGCCUUUGGAACUGUUUAUGUUUAUGAUGAUAAAAUGAUAUUAAAAGGAAGGGGCAGAAUUUCAGACAGAGUGAUGUAUUACUGACGAGGGUAAGCAGAUGAAUGCAAAUAUGCUCUUCUUUAGGAAUUACCCACACCUAAAACAUAAUAGCAUCUACUGCAGCAAUAGGAUUGAGCAUAUCUUUGGUUAUAGAGAGAUCUGCUUAAGAUGAUCCUUAUACGUUUUUCCUCAAACCUUUUUCUUGCGGAUACAAAAUUUUGUAAGUUAUGUUCUUGUAAGAAACCAAAUCUAGUGUCUUCUUGCAGAAGAGAGGUGGUCAGUAACUGUGAAAUAAAUGUACUUGAUUGUGAAGUUUGGACUCAAAACACCCAA